AUGAAGAGCUCGGAAUAUGUGAACGUCGUUUCUUCAACUGUUAAGUCAACAUCAACCAAAUGUGGCGAUCUGACAUCGUGGCUUAAAAAAGCGGACAAAGUGUUGGUGAAGAAAACAGAAUCCAGCAAUGCCGUUGAUGAGAACAAUGCUUCAGUUGCGGUGAAAACCGAUGCACUCUCAGCACCGAAAGAUUCAGCAGAGUAUUUGCGAAGCCUUCUUGAAGAUGUUAGCUGGCGACGAGUGCUAAUUUUUGAGUUCCGUAAAGAAUACAUGGAUAAAAUCCUUCUAAAAGUUGCGCUAAAUUUCCAGGCGCAUGGAUUAUGCUUUUCGGUUUGCAAGGGUGUGAAGCCUCCACCUUCACUUAUGAACAUCUACAAAGAGUUGAAAACUGACAUUCCAAAUUUCAAGGCACCGAAUCAUGGUUGUCUUGAGUCCUGGGCUCGUCAAGGUGUCUUCAUGUUAAAUGCUACGCUGACCGUCGAGAAUACACCUAGAGCGCAUCGGGCGAAUUCACAUAGUCACAUUGGUUGGCAAAAAUUCACGGAUGAGGUGAUUCGCAUCAUAUCACGCGAUUGUAAAGGCGUUGUGUUUCUGCUUUGGGGUGGAUUCGCUCAUAAGAAGGAAUAUCUCGUGGACCGAAAGAAACACAUUGUCAUAAAAACAGCGCAUCCAUCACCGUUAAGCUCACGUUUGUUCUUCGGUUGCAAAUGUUUUUCUCGAACCAACGUAGCACUCAUAAAGCUUGGCCAGCCUGCUAUCGAUUGGGCUGCUUUCUGA
Gongylonema pulchrum is the source of this 777-nucleotide messenger RNA. Lineage: Eukaryota; Metazoa; Nematoda; Chromadorea; Rhabditida; Gongylonematidae. The record is from the annotation of a GenBank genome assembly.